AUGUACAUUAGAAAUAGAAACAGAAAACAUAAAAGCCAAAAACAAUUGAAAACAAAGUUGAAAACAAAAACAAAUAAAAGAGAAGAACAUGGAAAUUCAGAAAAUAAUUUAAAAGUAGAAAACAUUUUUUAUCUUGAAGAUAUUGAGGAAGUUGAAGCUGCUGAAAGUAAAGAAGAUUUAGAUCGCGAGAAAUCAGAAAUUCAUGAAAAACAUAAACAUAGUUUACAUAUACCAAAAGGAAAAGCAUUUGUUAUACCAGUUGAAGUGAAAGGUUAUUCAAAGAAACAUGUUAAUGCGUUAAUAGAUAGUGGAGCGCAAAGUCAUUUUAUAUCAAAGAAGUUAGCUGAAGAAAUAGGUUUGGAUAAAGAUUCAGUUGAAGUUGAACCAAUAGAGAUACAAGUUGCAUUAAAAGGAAGAGGUACGAAAACAAAUAGAGCUGUACAAAUAGCAUUAGAAGUUAAGUUAGAGAAUGAAAGAAAUAUAGUUACAAGUAUAUCAACGUAUAUUGUUGAAGGAUUAAAGGAUCAAAUAUAUUUAGGUUUACCAUUUGUUAAGAAGUAUGCUAAGUUUUUACCAUGGGAAUCAGUUGAAGUUAAUGAAAUAGGAGAUGCUAUUGAACAUCAAGAAUUAGAUUAUCGAAAGACAGAAAGAGUUAAAGGAGCAAUAGAAAGAGUUAAGGAGAAAUCAGGUACAGAUUUAAGUCAAUUAUUAGGUUUAUUUGAAUUAGAUACAGAGCCGCCGAAUACCGUCAGGAGGGACGAAGAGAAAACCAUCACCAGGAAUACAAAGGAUUAUCAGAAGUUAGAGAAGUUAGGUUAUGCCGUCAGAAAUAAGGACGAAGACUUGAAAGGACUAGGAGGUAUUAUUAGGUCUAGAGAAUUAAUGGAUAGUGAACAGUCAAAGCAAGAAGAUAACACAGAGUUAAAUCAAAUAAAGAUUGUGAAAGAAGGUAAUGAAGUUACAAAGGAUACAUCAACUAAAAGUAAAGGAUCCAAGAGGGAUUUAAGUUAUAAACAUCAAAGACAGAAAGAUUUAAGUAUUGAAGACUAUACUAGAAAGAAUGAAAAGGAAUUUAAUUUGAAAAGUUAUGUUAAUGAACUAAAGCUAAAGGAAAUGAAAGACAUCCACCAAACACAUAAACUAUUACAACAAGAGAAAGAGAUAAACUCUCAAGCUCAAAAGGAGGAGAUGGUGAAGAAAAGACUUUGGUUUUCAGAUUUUGAUAAGUCAGAACGACCCAGAGAAUACUUUUAA
Messenger RNA from Hansenula ciferrii, 1254 nucleotides. Its product is annotated as retropepsin-like aspartic protease. Bases 1 to 1254 code for a protein of 417 amino acids. NCBI's taxonomy places the organism in Eukaryota, Fungi, Ascomycota, Saccharomycetes, Phaffomycetales, Wickerhamomycetaceae. The transcript has a single exon. The record is from RefSeq and is a predicted model, not a curated record.